This is a messenger RNA of Seminavis robusta, 2788 nucleotides long. Lineage: Eukaryota; Bacillariophyta; Bacillariophyceae; Naviculales; Naviculaceae. The record is from the annotation of a GenBank genome assembly.
ACGGUGUUUUCAACGCCCAACGAAGCUCCAUGUUCACAACAACUCAUCAAUGAGCAACCCUGCAACACUGCAGUUGAGCAAGACAAAGACUGCCAAGGCUCUAUUGAAAGGUGGGCGCAAUUGAUUAGCGUCCUCUCCAUCGUAGCUCCAAGCACUUUUGUUGGAUACAACGGCGCUGCCUUGUCGUAGAGCGUCAAAAUGGAACGAAUAAGACGGCGGCGAAGGCCAAGUCGACGCAACACAGCAGCUCUGGUGUUGUUAGUUUGGUGCUUCGCACUCGGAUCAGUUCUCGCGGACGCAUAUGAGCCGUCACCAGCAUUGCGUGGAACCAAUGAACCUGACGGCAGUGUUAGGAGAGGGAUGCAAAGAGUCCGAAAAAGGUUGAGAAACGAGGCCGGCCAAAAGAAACCAAGGAAGCUUGGGUUUCGCACCUCUGACAAUGCCGACAAGCCCAGGCUGAGCAACAACAUCUUCCUUAAUCGAGAGUACGAUGUAGAGCUUGAAGAGAAUAUGGAAGAAGUUCGAGAGAAUAAGGCAGAAGUGGUGAGGGAGCCCAAUAGGAACAACCCCGCAGAGGACCGCUUGCCGCAGAGAGGAGUGGUCAGUCCCUACGAGUUGGGGGCCACAGGCUACGGGUACAUUUUGGGAGGGCACGAUCGUGACCCAAGCGCCUUGGGUCAAUACCGCCACAAUAGAAAUUUUGAAGGCUUUAAAACUGAAACCUCUCACGAAUCAGAAGAUGCUCAAUAUAGCUCUCGAGAUUUCUACAGUGUCGAAGACAGCGAAGAUGCACAGGUGGGAGAACAACCACUACGAUCUUCGCAGGAGGCUCUGGCUGGUGGACGAAAGCACAUCGGAAGACAGGGUGUAAAAAUGAAGGGCGCAAAGGUCGGCGGUGCGAAGGCAAGAACAGCUGGAGACAGUGAAAUGCCGAUUCCCGGUCUUGAGGAAUUCACACCGGUAAACAGACCAAAGGGCAAACUCCCGGAUUCAAGAACUGGUAGUUCUCUUGGAGGACGACCUCCUAAUAGCUACAGAGCCAACAAUGAUCCCGACGAAAAGGCCGCGGAACUCCAAAAUUCAGAGGCGUUUGAAAAGUCGAACGGAGAGAUGACCCCCAUUGACAAUACGGAGGCCUUCGAACAGUUUCCAGGACCUGAAGAUAUGUCAUUAAUUGAACCCGCAGAAGCGCUCCAGCUUAUCCCAAUGCCAGACACGUCGACAGAAAGCCACCUUGGUGACGGAUUUGAACAAGUCGACGUCGUUGGACCCACAUCCACCACACAAGGCCACAUAUCGUCAGCAUUUGAGCAAAUCGAGGGCGAAGGCUGUCCACUCUGCCCCCCACCAGCACCCACCCCACUCGUGAACCCAGCAAAACCGGAACCAGUGGCUUCAUCCCAAGCAAGAGAUGGGAAAAACGGAAAAGAGAAAGCAAAAGCCACGUCAAGGAACAAAUCUGAAAAAGGACAAAGGAAGAACAACAAGGGGGCAAAAGGCGACCAAGCAGCAAAAGGACGUAAGGGUUCACCUAGCGACCAAGCAGCAACAGGACGUAAGGGCUCACCUGACGGCCAAGAAGCAAAAGGACAAAAGGGCUCACCUGGCGACCAAACCCCAGAAGGACGUAAGGGCUCACCUGACGACCAAAAAACAGGACGUAAGGGUUCACCUGAAGGAAAGGCGUCAACGCCAACCAACCCGUCAAACCAGGCACAACAGGAGCCUAACGAACGCACAGGUGGCAGUCCGACGGGUGUGAAUACAGAAGGAUAUUACCGAGCUCCGUUGCCAGAGGGUUUUCCCGAGCCUAAAGGGGGGAACAAAGCGUUCAAGGAAGCUCGAAAGAAGGAAGGCAGCGUCAAGGGGGUGAAAGGUAUGAAAGGCAUCGCGAGGAAGGGGCCUCGACCCCCUCAACCAGUGGUCGAGUAUCCGUUGCAUGUGGAUUAUGAGGAAGCUUCUGCCCGAGCAGCUUCAAUAGCUGCAACGCUCCAGGGGCGGACACGGGGCAAGCCGCCGAGACCACGGCCAAGAAGUGUCUACCCACCGAAGAAAGAAAGAGCCGUUGCCUAUGACGAAGUAAUAAGGGUAUCCGGGAAGCUAAAGAAGUCGGGCGGCGACAAGGGAACGACGGGCAAGAAAGGAGCCAAACGUUAGAUCAAUGGUGAUCAGGGUGGUCGAAGUGACAUCCGGGGACGAACGUUCACAUGACGGGUUGAUGGUGGGCUAGUCCACUCGCGGCACUUGUAUCAUACUGUAGGGAACUAGUGCACGAGGAAGCCUGAAGGUUUGAAAGAAACACGACAAGAGUGGUCGCUAAUAAUUGUGUGGGAGAAACAGCGUCAACUGAAGGGAAACGGGCAAUGGAGCCAAGCCGUCGAAGUCUCUGUCUCUACUAGUACCUGCCUUUUGGAUACCACAGGGAAUAUUGGGACAACUAAAAAAGUACUGGUGCAAAGGGAAGUACCUGCUCUGCCGUACUGGUAUGCACCAACGUGCUAAAUUCCGCAAGGUAACAACAUAGAUAGUGGCUGUUUGUUGCAGUUCCAUUGCUUGGGGAGCCCAGAGAAUGUAUCUUCUUCUGCGAUGAUUGCUCGUUCAUGGUUGAGCAGUUAGUUGAGCAGCCACUAGUUUGUCUGAGUCCCUUACCAAGAGUACGAAGAGUACCAAGAGUCAGCCCUCUGGUUUUUUUUUUAGCAUGUUUGGAUCAUUCAACCAACAACGCCUCCUAUCAACCGUUCGAUAUGCUAGUUGCAAACAUUCGCAUCUACGAAAGGCAAACGUUGUC